Molecule: messenger RNA, 3502 nt
Organism: Myzus persicae (green peach aphid)
Lineage: Eukaryota; Metazoa; Arthropoda; Insecta; Hemiptera; Aphididae
Exons: 5
Coding region: 511-2586 (691 amino acids)
Source: RefSeq, a predicted model, not a curated record
UUUAUCAGUUAUCAGGGUUUAGUGACACUUAUCAAUUACGGUAAUUGAUAUCAGAUAUACUAUCAGUAUUAAUAUUACGUCCAAUCAGGUGACAGGACGUGAAAAUACAUAGUUUCACGUCGGACGUGAAAAUAGCCACUACGUAGAAAGUACUUUCAGGUUGUAGUAUUUUGAAGUUAAUGUUACGGAGUUGUGGCGUUUCCCAAGAAUAAUAUAAUUAUUUGAUAAUUUUAUAUUGCAGUACAAUUAAUGCUUAGAUCUUCAACUUCAAUGUCUUUUCUAGUAGGAAAGUGAACCUAGUCAGUACUGUGGAAGGUUGAAAAAAUAAUGUUUUAUAACUUUUCUAAAUAAUUUGGUGAAACAACAAAAGCCAAAGAGGGAACAGGGAAAGUAGGUAACCGCUCUGAUGCGACAAGUGGCAAAUAUACCUUUUCAUUGAGUUGGCCAGUGUAAUCGUAAUGAAAUUAAAUUUUGUUCAAAAUUAUUCAAAAUAUUUGAUUGAUCUUCAAUAUGAAUGAAAAUCAGGAGGAAAACCUUAAAAAAGGACAUUUAUUAAUUAAUCGUUUAGAAGAAAUACAAUAUUCUUAUUUCAAUGGCCGUCCAGAAUGGACAACCGUACAAAAGAAUGAUUUGAAAUUAUUUUUAGCAUACACAUAUUAUAAAUAUCCGUCUCCUAGUAAUGAAAUUGAAAACAACAAUUAUGAAGAUCACAACAAUAGUGAAAAAAUAUUUCAGUUAUAUAAAGAUGAAUUUAAAAAAAAUAUUGGAAAACUCUAUGAAGUAUUAGAGAAAGAACACAUUGAACCUGGUCAUUAUAGUAAUAUUGAUGUGGGUGUUACCAUAAUACAUAGUAUUUGCAAAAAUAAAUGUGAUACCUGCCAUAAUUUUCCUGCUAAAGACAUACACAAAUAUAUAUUAAUCAGAUUAAAAUUUAUUGACAAAUGUAUUUAUAUUGAUAUUAAAAACAGUAGAAAUUACAGUGGCUGGGAUCAGUAUUUAGAAAAUAAUGAUCUCCCUGAAGGAUUUAUGUUCUACCCAAUAUCAGGGCUUUAUGAUGGAUCAAAAACAUUACAUCAAAAUAUAACACCGGCUUCCAAAACAAAGGAACAUAUUUUAAAAUGUGUUGACUAUGCUUCAUUUGGAUCUAUAUCAGCUGGAUUUAUAACAACUGCCUGUGGUUGUAUAUUUACUUUAGCGGCUCCUAUAACAUUGGCAGCUUCCGUUUUAUUUUUUGGAGGUUCUUUAUUUCAAAUUUAUAGAAAUAUUGAUAAAUUAGCAGACAUGUACAAACAUAAAUAUGAUUUAUCUGGCUCAACACCCUGGAUACUUUGGACAAAUUUAGCGAUUUCUACCCUUGGUGUUCUAGUUGCCCCAUGUCAUGCAUUAGCUGCAGUAACUUCGGAAAUUAAUACAACUAUUCAAUCGUUUUCAAGGGCUCUCACAAUUAUUCGAAAAAGUGGUUGUAUUGCUCAAUGUACAUUGGAAGUCUUCCGUGCUGCUCUGGAAUUUAUAGAUAACGAUUUUAAAAUAACACCUGAAAAUGUGUUGAAGCUAUGUUUGGAAUUGUUCAUUGUUACGGGAACAUUAAUGUCUUCAAGUUACAUUAAAGAUAUUUUAAAGCUGCUGGCUGAGUCAAGUGUUUGGGUACCUAUUUACAAAACCCUGGAGCAAAUUCCUUACUGUUUGGGUCAAACGGUCUGGAACUCCGUUUAUUUUUUCAAAAGUCAUUUCGCAGUGUUCGUGGAACGAGUCACGAUGUUUCUCGCCGAAAACCUCACUGUGAACAAUCUGUUGAACUCGUGGAAAACGAUUCGUCAUGUGUUCGAGGGUUAUCAAAAGCAAAUCGCCCAGUUGAACGUCGGCGACCUGUUGUGGCACGUGGUGGACGGCAUAGCGGUGGACGAAAGCGUGAAGAACGUGUUGCGCGGCAAGCGCAUGGUGAAGCUGCUGGAGAAUCUGAGCGGGAAAAACCCGAUCCGCCGAGCCCUGGUUAAGUAUUCUGUGGAUCGAGUCUUGCAGGAGGCGAUGAAGCUGCAGGCGAAUCGCGAUGAUUGUGUGGCCGAAUCGGCCAGGCACGGUGAGACGCGCACGUGGAAGGUGGACGAGGAGUUUUGCAAGUGUUACGGGUUGGAUAGGUGCGCCAUGGACCAGUACGCGCUGUGGGCCAUCUUCGAAGUCGGUAUGGACGCGGCCGCUGUGAUGGCCGAUUACGAGGAGUACGCAUCGCGUCCGGAAAACACAUAUGACGACGAAAUGGUUGUCAACGAGGCCUGCCGCUCCGGUUGGUCGGCCAAAGGGUACACGUUGGUGGCGCCUUGCGGCGUCUUGGACUUGGAAAUGUGCUUGCGGUUCUCGGAAAAGAUCAACCCGCAGCCGCAUCGUUACACUGAUCACAAACUCGUGCAGCCCGAGCCCGGCGUAUCCCUGAUGUUCGGGAUUUCCGCUUAUUCGAUCAAUAUCGUGUUCUUCGGCAUCGACAUGAUCAACGACGUGCCGAAGAUGAGUAUCUGCUUCUUCCAGCAAAAUCGUGAUUCAGACACACCAAUCUCCGACCACAGCGGUUUUAAGAAGUUGCAAGCGGCUUAAGCGUUGUUGCUUACCAUCUAUUAGUGCUCGCACUGCAACGUCAUCAUCGCUGCCACAUUUUGUGGAUCUUCCGAACUGUGUUCUCGCGCCUUCCUCCAGUUCAUUUAAUGGUCUCGCAUUUUACUGCCUCUACUGACUUGAUGAAAACUGAUCUGACACAUGUGUAAUUAAAUUUCAUAAAAAUUAUGUAAUCUUGUUAUUUUUCUAUAAAUUGUUUGCAUAUUAGAAAGUAACGAGUGUUAUAAAUGUAAGAGUUUUAUUACUUUUAUAUUGUUCGGGAAUAUAAUAAAUUAACAUGAGAAAUAUUCUCAAAUAUGUAUGUACAUAUUUUUCUAACACAAUAUUUUAUACCAGGGAUUGCCGACCCGCGGCCCGCCUUGGAAAGUUUUGCCGCCCCUCGACAUUAUCAAAUAUUUACAAAAAAAAAAAUUAUUUUUGCGCCGAUGGAAUAGAUAUCUCACUAAAUAGUAAAAUCAAUAAAUUAAAAUUAUUGUAUGUAAUAUAUAUUAUAACAUACGAGUCAUAGUAAAAACGAUUAUAAUUCAUGCUGUUUAUUUUAAAUAAUUUAUACACCAAAGCUUAUUUUGUAAUAAUAAUUUUGUUUAUAAUGUUUACUCCAUUUUUUUUGUGUUGGGGCAAAACACUUUUAUAAUUUUGUGUGUGACUUGCAGGAUUGUAAUGUAUUUACAAAGUGGCCCGCAAGAUCAUUUGGGUUGGCCAUCCCUGUUUUAUAAUAACAUUUAUUAUAUUAUUUUAUUUGUCAUAGAUACAUGUUAUAACAAUUUUUUAUAUUGAAUGGAAUUAUAAUCUUUAUCUUUAAUAUUUUAUUUUUAUGAAUGGUACCUAGCUGCAGACCACUAUCAGUUAGGUAUACAAUUACUUUAUGAAUAUUAAUAAAUAAAUAAUUAACAUAAUA